AUGUCGGACGUUGUAAUUCUGGAUGAAACUGGAAAGAUAGUCCCUUGCGGAGAGAUGACUACAUUUCAUGUCACCUUCAAUGGGGCCAAGAGAAUGGUAGUUCCGACGCCAGGAAUGCUAAGAAAGCUUCAACAUGGAACUAAUGCAAGAUGCCGAUGA
Molecule: messenger RNA, 159 nt
Organism: Sclerotinia sclerotiorum 1980 UF-70
Lineage: Eukaryota; Fungi; Ascomycota; Leotiomycetes; Helotiales; Sclerotiniaceae
Exons: 2
Coding region: 1-159 (52 amino acids)
Source: RefSeq, a predicted model, not a curated record